AUGGUGAAGUCCUGUUCCAGCGUUCUGCCCUGGACAACUUGUGGCAACAGCUGGAACACUGAUCUGUGUGUGGAGGCUGUGACGAUUGGCACCUUCAACAGCAACAGGACCUUUGUAGGGAAUGCAUCCAGUCCUGAGGGAGAGUUGUGGGAGAACGACACACUGGCUCAUACUGCUGCUGAGGAGUUUUGGCAGUACAACGCACUAGGUAUUUCCAGUGGUUUGGAGGAGGUUGGGUCGGUGCAGUGGCACAUGGUCGGCUGUCUCUUUGCUUCCUACAUCAUUGUAUGUCUCUGCAUGGUUUCUGGAAUAAAGUCUAUAGAGAAAGUUGUGUAUGUGACGGCAAUAGUUCCAUACAUUCUUCUGGUGACCAUCUUCAUAAGGAUGCUGAUGCUGCCGGGAGCUGGAGCUGGUCUGCUGUACUACCUCACACCAGACUUCAGUAGACUCCUCCACGCACAGGUAUGGCUUGAAGCGUGUAUCCAGGUGAUGUUCUCCCUGGCUGUGGGCUGGGGAAUGAUUGGAACUGCUUCCAGCUACAGUCAGUUCCACGAACCCUGUCUAAGAGACGCCAUCAUCGUGACUGCUGUAUCAGAAGGAACAAGCAUCUUCGCUGGAUUUGUCAUAUUCGCUACCCUUGGCGUCAUGUCGGAGAAGACUGGUGUUUCUAUUUCAAAAGUGGUUUCCAGUGGUCCAGGAUUGGCCUUUGUUGUGUAUCCAGAAGCUUUAUUCCAACUUCCAAUGCCACAAGUCUGGUCAUUUCUAUUCUUCCUGGUGUUGCUUACAGCCGGACUUGAUUCACAGUUUAUGAAUAUUGAGGUCCUUACAACAGCCAUGGUAGACAAAUAUCCGGCCGCUUUAACCAAAAGACGCCAUCUUGUGACAGCCGGUGUGUGCGGGAUAAGCUUCUUGCUUGGGAUUGUAUUAUGCACAGAGGGAGGACCCUACAUAUACCAACUGCUGGACUGGUAUUUGGGCGCCUUAUCCAUACUGCUAUUUUGUACAAUGGAAUGUCUGGCUGUUGUCUGGAUUUAUGGUUUGAAGCAGUUCAGCAAAGACAUUGAGAUGAUGAUAGGGAAACCCCUGGCAACCCCUUUCAAGAUACUCUGGGCUUUCGUCCUUCCAGCAGUGCUUUUGGCCGUGCUCUUACUGUCCCUACUACGAUAUGAACCACCUUCAUAUGGCAAGUACACAUAUCCAGGUUAUGCCAGUAUCAUUGGUUGGUUCGUUGCGUCAGCUCCACUUAUUCCUCUGCCAAUCUACGCCAUCAAAGCAGUGAGGAAGCACCUGGUGUCCUACACAUUCAAAGAGAGUAUCAAACUGGCCUUGAGGCCAGAGGACUUGUGGUGUCCAGCAGAUCCACUUCGCCGAAAGGAAUAUCGAGACAGUUCAAAGAAUACUAAGCACUCUGUGAGAAAUAAGCGUUCACGUGUAUAAGGGAAGGUACAGGUAUAGUGAAACACCACCAACCAAUGGAACGAGUGCAUAAACAGCAAAAUAUUGCCAAGCUUACUUCUGCAGUUGUGUUGUCUCCUGGACGAGACUUAGAAUAGGGAACAUUCGUUACGAUAAUAUCAGAACCUUGAACUGUCACCUUACAGCACUCAUUUAUACAAUACAAACUCCAGUUAUGGAAUAACCAGAAUCGGAAAAAUAUUGUCUUUCUUCAACACUUUAUAUUUCAAAUACAGUGUUCAAGUAGAAAAAUACACUCUUUUGUUUCUUAUCUGGGAAAAGAACAGUUCUUUUAGAGCAGAUGUGUUUAAAAUAAAUGUGUCACCUGCAUGCCUUUGUCCAUGUGAAGACGUCUAUCACUUGUUUGUCUAAUGUGUAAUGCCACUAGAGUGAGUGAGUUUAGUUUUACGCCGCACUCAGCAAUAUUCCAGCUUUCCAGACAAUCCAGUGAUCAACAGCAUGAGCAUCGAUCUGCGCA
Messenger RNA from Haliotis rubra (blacklip abalone), 1933 nucleotides. RefSeq names its product sodium- and chloride-dependent glycine transporter 1-like. The transcript has 11 exons. Lineage: Eukaryota; Metazoa; Mollusca; Gastropoda; Lepetellida; Haliotidae. Bases 1 to 1437 code for a protein of 478 amino acids. Gene Ontology annotation, biological process: sodium ion transmembrane transport. The record is from RefSeq and is a predicted model, not a curated record. Gene Ontology annotation, cellular component: membrane.